Messenger RNA from Tigriopus californicus, 2511 nucleotides. RefSeq lists its product as uncharacterized. The record is from RefSeq and is a predicted model, not a curated record. Gene Ontology annotation, biological process: proteolysis. Gene Ontology annotation, molecular function: serine-type endopeptidase activity. NCBI's taxonomy places the organism in Eukaryota, Metazoa, Arthropoda, Copepoda, Harpacticoida, Harpacticidae.
UGGAACUAAAAAUACAAACUAUCAUUACAAAGUUUCAUGACAUUUUUCAUUUCAAAGCCAAGUUGGUCAUGAAAUAGAUGUUAGCUAUUUUUUGUGUUUUCUUACCCUUCUCAUAUAAAAAAUCAACCGACUGUUGUCUGCAUUUAACUCCGAGUAAUUAAUGAGUCGUCAUCUUUUAGAUUUUCUAAUGGAAGGCACUUUGCAACUUUUGGAAGACUGCGAUACAUUGGACCCGAUUGCUCCUCCUACCCUAAUAUCCUACUUCGGGACUGUUUUCUUGAUUUGUUGUCCCAACCCUCCCAACCGAAAUAUUUUGUUUCCUCUUUCUGAUGUCAUCGAAGAAAAGGCUCAAUCCGAUUAUAACCCUGAAGAGCAAGUUGAGGGUGCCUUUGAUUACUACGACAGCGAAUAUGUAGAUUAUGAGUAUGCCUCGCAAGAUCCAGAUUCAAUUGAUUCCACCUGUCAUCCGCUCGAGUGUAUGGAUCGAUCCUUGUGUGAUCUUAAAGAUUUUGAGGGCCUUGCUCCGCCUUCGAGUUGUGGGUGGGCCAAUGAUGAAAUGCAGUUUACUGAGUUCCACGCUCUUGGAAGCGAACAUGACCAUCAUUGAGAAUGGUCUUUGCUUUCAAGACCUCUGCCAUCGCUCACAACGAGAUCGAAUUUUGACCAGUCUGAUGGCAGCCCAUUUACCGUUCGGAAUUCCAUCCGAUAUGAUGUGUGCCACGGGCUUCCUCGACGUUGACUCGGAAAAAUAUACGAGCCCAUGUCACGGGGAUAGCGGGGGUCCCUUGUAUACCCGGCAAGAAGCCAUCGGCGAGAACCGCGGGCAAACCUUGGUUGGAUUGGUAUCGGGAGGAUUGAGUUGCGGUGAAAGGACCCCUUCGUGGUUCACCCGAGUUUCUAAAUACACCCGAUGGGUGUUGUGCAUCUUGACCGCCACCAAGCGCUUCAAUCAUCGGGCCCAAAUCCUAGAGGAUUGCCAGUCCUUGGCACCCAGAAUCCGGCGAGAUCCCCGACAAUGCUCCUCAACAAUCCAAUAAGUUUCGACAAUAGCACACAACAAUCAUCAUUGAUGUGAUGGUGUGGCGGUUCAUUUUCUUUGUUAAGUAACACGAUCCAUUCAUGGACGAUAAGCCAAACUUCAAAAUACGUAGCAUUUGUAAGAAGACGCUCUUUUCCCUUGGAGUACCACUCCGUCCACGCUAUACCAUACCUUGGAGUGGUUGGUUGGUUGAUUGGUUGGUUGGUUAGGAGUUUGGUAGAUACAUAGUAGAUAGUAGAUGGAUAGAGGGGGCAUCUGAAGCAAUUAUAUUGUUUCACUUCUACGACUCAGGCCUGAGCUUCAUGAAGGUUUGGCCAAGAAGAGGCACAGGUGAAUCGAAUAGCUUUAGCUUACGCUGACGUGGACUAAGACUCCUUCUUGCUGGUCCUCUCAUGAAGUGUGUGUGAACUUUGUAGGCACUGACAAAAUUCGUAUGAAUCAUUGGUCCAAAGCUCUUGGUAAAGAAGUAAGAACAUAAUUCGAAUACGGAUGUAAUCAACUGUAAUUCAACUUUAGGGUCUGAAACCGGGCAUUGGAAAAUAACACUGGAGUGGAAAGGAAUCGAUACCCUUUGCAUAUUUCCUGAUCCAAAACAUGUGUUCGCAUUUUUGAUGUAAAAGGUAAAAACAUGUAACUGAACCAAAUGGGCACAAGUGGUUUAUCUUUGUCAUCUAAAGGAUCGUCCAAUUGUGAUGAGGAGGAAAACAAGUGUCUCAUUACUUUCGUUAAAAGUGCCCUGUCAUUUGUGGAUCUCUUUUCAUGCUAAUGUUGGAUGUCGUCGAUUGCCUAAAACAACAUCACAAAUAUCAACAAAACGGUCCAAAUUACCAUUUUUGCCAUUGAAGCGUGGAAGAUCAAAUGUCGUCCAAGUGUUGAUGAUAAAUAUAAUAAUACCGUAUAUUUCUUUUAUUUUUCUGGAAGUGAAGAAGGCUUCAAUAGCGUAAAAAACUUGGACUACUAAGCUGGCAGUGUUAAUUAUCCUUUGAAUAUUUUUUUCUGAAAAAUGUUGUUCCACGCAAGAAUUAAAAAAAACGGACUCUAGUUAUACAGCAACGUUUCUUUCUAUAGCCACUUGCUUUAUCAGCUUUUUUUGUUUCUUCAGAGAAUAGUGAUCAUUUUCCAUUUCAUCGCUUAACCCGCACUCUUCAUCAUCAAAUCUGAUGUAUUGGUGGUUCAAACAAAAAAAAAAAUUUCGUUUCAAAAGUAGAACUGAUUUCUCUCUGCUUCAAUCAAAGAUGGUUUGAUUACUAGACCAAAUGUAAUCAACUAGGACCAUAAUCACAGGGUUAUGCAGAGUAAUUGGAAUAACAAUUAGCUCUCAUAGCUUCCAUUACUUACAGUAGAUUGGCUUGAUAUGAGAAAUUAGCAAUCAAGAAUCAUUUUCUUGACUUUGUCAUCGAGAAAAAGCUUCAUCGAACAUAUUUUCACCUCUAUUGGCCUUUUUGUUGCUGAAUAAAGAAUUUUGACUUUUA